AUGUUCAAGUUUAAAAAUAAACUCAAGUUUGGGUCAUCAAAUGAUAAACAACAUUCACUGAACCACAACUCGAAUGCUGAAUCGGUUGAGUCGACACCCCCACCACCAGCCGGGUCGUCAUCACAACAACACUCCAAUGAUGCAUUGCUGACGCCAAAGAGGACCCCAUCCGACUCAAGAAAGACCAUUUCUGACAAUCACUUGGCAAAUGAUGUCUCAAAAUUAACUGUUAAUGAGGAUUCUCCAGAUAAACAGUCCACUUUGCAUAGUAAUUCAAGUAGCGAGAAGAAUGCUUCGCCCGGUGCGUCCACCCAAGUAGGUGUUUUACAACCACCCUCAACAGAUUCAAACACUACAUCCAAUUCGUCAAAUUACAACAACGGUUCUCCGUCAUCAUCGCACCCCACUUCGGUGGGACAGGCAACUUCGUCGGCUUCAAAUUCGAGCGAGGCGACUAAUGCUCAGCCCGGUGCUUCUGCAUCCCCGGGGUUGCUUACAGUCAAAAUCUACGGUUCGCAGAAUAUUCAACUACCAAUCAAGAUCAACAAUAACAAGCAAAUACUACACGCAUUGGCCAUAAAUUCAAAUAGUGAAAGUGUAGGACAACAAGUGUUGAAAAAUAUGGCAACAAUUGAGAAGGAGAAUGAUUUGGGUGACUAUAUCCAAGGGUCGAAUGCAACAAAAUUGUUGCCCUCGAUUAUUACAAUCCCAAGAUCAGAAAACUUGGUCAAGUCAUUACUCUAUCUUACUAUUGAGUUUGACAAUAACGUUUUGGUAAUUGAGCCCCAAAAGGGAACUAUUAACCAAGCAACGUGGAAUCAGGUGGUUUCCUUUGAUGUUACAAACAAAUCGCUGAUCAACAAUAGCAACUCCCAGUUUCUCAAUUUGAAUCUUUUCAUUAGACUACCAAACGUAUUGAUUCCAGAUACGGAAAAGAGCCGUAGCAAGCAAUUGUUUACCAAUUAUCAGGCCGACAGUGCCAAUAAGUCAAUGACUUCAAACUCGUCAAGCUCGUCAAGCUCGCAAGUGAAUAUUGGAGAUUUAUUAAUUGGAACAAUUAAAUUGCCAUUGAAUACAAAGUCACAUACACAGCAAGUAAGAUUGAUGCAUCAUGAGUAUUUGAAAUUCACCAAUUACAAUGCUGUUUUGCUGGAUGCUAUUCGUCAAGAUAUGGGUGAAAUAAUGUUGACCCUAGAGUAUAAACCGUUGAAUAAGAAGCACCUUUCAAUUGAUGACUUUGAUUUGUUGAAGGUGAUUGGUAAAGGGUCAUUUGGAAAAGUUAUGCAAGUGGUUAAAAAGGAUACCAAACAAAUAUAUGCUUUGAAAACAUUGAGAAAGCAGCAUAUUGUAUCCAGACUGGAAGUCACCCACACGUUGGCAGAAAGAACAGUUUUGGCUAGGAUUAAUAACCCAUUUAUUGUCCCCUUGAAGUUUUCAUUUCAGUCACCAGAAAAAUUAUACCUUGUUCUCUCCUUUAUCAACGGUGGUGAAUUAUUCUGGCAUUUACAAAGAGAGGGUAAAUUUAGCAUGGACAGAUCAAGAUUCUAUAUUGCGGAAUUGUUGACUGCUUUGGAGAGUUUGCACGAAUUGAAUGUCAUUUAUCGAGAUUUGAAACCCGAAAAUAUCUUGCUUGAUUACCAAGGACAUAUCGCCCUUUGUGAUUUCGGGUUGUGUAAGCUAAACAUGAGCAAUGAUGACAAGACUAAUACCUUUUGUGGUACUCCAGAAUACCUUGCUCCAGAGCUUUUAUUAAAUCAAGGGUAUACUCGAAGUGUUGAUUGGUGGACGUUGGGAACGUUGUUAUACGAAAUGUUGACUGGAUUACCGCCAUUUUACGAUUCGGAUGUACCAACAAUGUACAAGAAGAUUUUGCAAAAUCCAUUGCGGUUCCCGCCAUUUUUGGAAAAUACUGAUGCACAAGAUUUAUUGAUAAAAUUGUUGCAAAAAGACCCCCUGCAUCGAUUGAACGACGCACAAGCAAUUAAGAAUCAUCCAUUCUUUAAGGAUAUUGAUUGGAACAAGUUGUUGAACAAGAGUUAUUUACCUCCAUUCAAACCAAAUGUUGAAAAUCUUUUAGAUACGUCUAAUUUUGAUCAAGAUUUCACCAAUGAAAAGCCUCAGGAUUCAGUUGUGGAUGACUUUUUGACUGAAAGUGUCCAAAAGCAAUUUGGUGGAUGGACUUAUAAUGGAGAUAAUGUGCUAUAG
This is a messenger RNA of Lodderomyces margitis, 2205 nucleotides long. Its product is annotated as serine/threonine protein kinase. The record is from RefSeq and is a predicted model, not a curated record. NCBI's taxonomy places the organism in Eukaryota, Fungi, Ascomycota, Pichiomycetes, Serinales, Debaryomycetaceae. The coding region runs from base 1 to 2205 and encodes 734 amino acids. Gene Ontology annotation, molecular function: protein serine/threonine kinase activity; ATP binding. Gene Ontology annotation, biological process: protein phosphorylation. The transcript has a single exon.